AUGUCGGGCCCCGGGCCGCGGGAGCCGCCGCCUGAGGCAGGCGCGACGGGCGGCGAGGCGGGCCCCGAGGGCGCGGGCGGCGGGGACGCGGCGCUGGGCGAGCCGGGACUGAGCUUCACGACCACCGACCUGAGUCUGGUGGAGAUGACGGAAGUGGAGUACACGCAGCUGCAGCACAUCCUCUACUCGCACAUGGAGGCGGCGGACGGCGAGCUCGAGGCACGCCUGGGCUCCGCGCUGCUGGCCGGCCCGGGCGCGGGCUCGGGCGCGGCGGGCUCGCUGGCGCCGGCGCCGCCCGUGUACCCAGUGCUGUGCCCGCCGCUGGCGGCCGACGCGCCGUGUCUGGGCCACGUCGACUUCCAGGAGCUGCGUAUGAUGCUGCUGGGCGAGGCGGGCGCAGCCGAGAAGACGCCUGGCGGCGCGGACGGGACGCGGACCCGGGCGGACGGCGCGGCCAAGGAGGGCGCGGGCGGCGCGGGGCCCGACGGCGCGCCCGAGGCCCGGGCCAAGCCGACCGUACGCGUCCGCCUGGAGGACCGCUUCAACAGCAUGCCGGCCGAGCCGCCUGCGCCUCGCGGUGCUGAGCCCGGCGAGUCGGGCGUGGCGCUCAACAAUUUGGUAACUCUUAUUCGACAUCCAUCUGAAUUAAUGAAUGUUCCUCUUCACCAGCAACAAAACAAAUGUACGACCUUAGUGAAAAAUAAAACUGCUGCUGCCACUACUGCUUUGCAGUUCACCUACCCGCUGUUUACAAGUGCCUGUUCCACUGGUGGGAAUGCCAGCCUUGCACAGACACAGAGUUCUAGUAACUCAUGUUCUAUACUGGAAGCUGCCAAGCACCAGGAUAUUGGACUGCCUAGAGCAUUUUCUUUCUGUUACCAGCAAGAGAUUGAGUCCACCAAACAGACAGGAGGUAGUAGAAACAAAGCCUUGCCAGAGCAGGUUUGGAUUAAGGUGGGAGAAGCGCUAUGUAAACAAGCAAUCAAUAAGAGGAAUCGGAGUAGAAUCCGCCAGUUGGACACAAGUGUGGAGCGAAGAGCCCUUGGAGAGAUUCAGAAUGUGGGCGAAGGUUCUACAGCUUCACAGGGUACCUGGCAGUCUUCUGAGUCCUCACAGUCAAACCUGGGGGAGCAGACGCAGAGUGGACCCCAGGGAGGAAGGUCUCAGCGUCGGGAGAGGCAUAACCGAAUGGAAAGAGAUAGAAGGCGCAGAAUCCGCAUUUGCUGUGAUGAGCUGAAUCUUUUAGUUCCAUUCUGCAAUGCAGAGACAGAUAAAGCAACAACCCUUCAGUGGACCACAGCAUUCCUGAAGUACAUUCAGGAAAGACAUGGGGAUUCCCUUAAAAAGCCCCUGCUGCAAAACAGACCCACACCAGGUAAGUGUCAUUUAUGCAGCCUGUGGGGUGGCCCUGCCUGGGUGCACUGGGGAGCUGAACUCUCUCUACCACUGACUUCACCAGAUGCUGAGGUCCAAUGUGGAGUUGAUACAGCAGGUAAUAAACACAGCUUCCCAGAGAAGAAGAAAAGACUGCCACUAGCAUUGGAUGGGCUCUGCAGUGUGGAUGAAGAACCCAGCAGCUAGAGCUUUUGCUGAGGCUGAUAUAGUGUCAUUUGCCACAGCACAGCCUGUGUUCAAGGGCUCAGGGUUGGGACAUGUAGCUUGAUGACUACAAGUUUCUAAAUGUCCUCAUAAGAGCAUGGUUGGCACAGAUGGAGCAGUAGGAAGCCAAGAGAUAGAGUCAUACUUCUCAAAUACUCUCGAAUUCUCAGGAAACUGCUGUUACAGGAUUUUUUCCCUCUCUAGAACAUGCCACCAGAAGUACCUAUCGGCCACCCAGCAAGUACCUAUAACUUAUAUGUCACUAAGUGGCCAAAAUUAUGCAGUGCUCUGUUCUAAAAAUAAAGUGUCUUGCACAAAAUAACCCUGUACUCCUUGUCAUGCUCUGUGCCUGCCUUGCCCAUGGACUAUUCUGGGUCCCUCCUUGCUGAGGGCUGUGCUCCAGCUUCCUUGAUUUAUUCUGUAUGCAUUAAUAUUUUUUGUCAAAGUUUGCUUUUUAUUAAUUAAAUACCCAUCCUUCCUCUGUCCUUCCCAAAUUAAAAAUUUAUGUUCUUUAGUCUCUUCCUAAUGAGUGCAUUUAAAGCAAACAUUUCUUUUUUUCUUUGUAUUAGGGCUAGGAAACAAGACCUCAUAGCUCAUGUAGCCCAGGCUGGCCUCAGACUCUGUGUAGCUGAGGUUGACCUUGAACUUCUGGUCUUCCUGCCUUUUCUUCUCAAGUGCCAGAAUUACAGGCAGUUUAUGCUGGGGAUUGGACCCAGGGCAUGAGUACCUCUCAACUCUACCUUCCUCUCAGGUCUACUCCCAGAAGCAUUUAGUUACUGUUCUUAUACUGUUCAGCCAGAGAUGGGCCCAGGCAGGCCCUCAAGACAUCCCUUGGCUUUCUGCACUGGUUUCUAGGACAUCACCCUCUUGGGGCCAAGGAUGUGACUCAGUGGUAGAGCACUUGUAAGGCCCUGGGUUUGAUCUCCAAUGCUGGAAAACAGAAACAAGACAAUGAGAUACCACUUCAGUAUCAAUCAAAUAUCAGGAGAACAAAACAAAAUCUGAAAAUAACCAGAGUUAGGAAAGACCUGGAGGAAUUCUAACCCUUGUGUGAGCCUUGAUGGUGAAAUGUGAAGUAGUGCAGCUACUGUGGAGAACAGUAUGGUAGUUCUCUGAACAGAACUGCCAAAAGACCCAGCAAUUCCACACAGUGUAAAUCCAGGAGAUUGAAAACAAGAAUCAAACUGACAUUUGUCUCUGAGCAUUCACAGCAGCAGUGCUUAUCAACAGAGAGUGGACAAGCAGAAUGUUUUGUGGACACCCAUGGCAAUGUUCAGCCAUGAGAAGGAUUGACGGUCUGACACCUGCUGUAUGGACACUCCUUGACAAACUGGGUGAGAUAAGCUAGUCACCAAUGUGAGGUCCCUGGAUAGAUCUGACUCAGAGAUGGAAACUUACUGGUGUGUGUCAGGGCAGGCAAUGGGAUGCCAUGGUUAAUGAGGACAGAGUUUCUGUUUGGAAUGAUAAGAGACAUUUUGGAAGAAGCUUCUGGUGACGGACACUGUACUGUGUUCUUAAUGCCUUGGAAUUGUAAACUUGCGAGUGGUGAAAACACCAAAUUUUACUAUACAUAUUUGCCAAAGCAGGAACAUACAAACCUAGAUUUAUGAGUCUAGAACACUAUACAUAAAAAAAAAGAAAAAAAUUUCUAAACAUGAACAAAAACAAUAAAACAGUGAAGGCCCACAUCCAUGAACCCAGCCAGCCUCCUCCCACUUUAGUGAGUUAGAGCACCUCCUGCUAUUUUCUUUCAUUUGUAGACAGCUAUUCCGAUGUCUGCCUCUGCACUCAUUUGUGUAUUUGAAUUGAAAUCCAAAUACUGGUCCCUUUCCUCUCAGGGUCACUUAUCUUGUAGGAAUUCCCACAUUCUGCAUUUCACAAAUUCAUAGAAAUGGUUAACUACUUGUUUCCUGCAUCUUCUAGACUAGCCUUCUUGAGUGUCUCCCCCACCCUCCCAAUACUUGGGCCAUCAGACUUGGUGUAGCUAUCUGGUGACAUUGAGGCCAACCUUGUGUUUAGGGGCCCAGCCUUGUGGAGACUUUAGACCUAAGGCCUUUUAAAAGGCAGGGGAAGCCGGGUGAAUAAGCAGAGACUAGCAGCCUGCAGGGAGUUGCUCUUGGUCUCACUGUGUGCAGGGACUGUACCUAGUCCUUUGCUGACUAAGUAUCCUCAGCAGUGUGUGUGAAGGGACAGCCACCGACCUGGAUACAAACGAUGAAAAUGGUAUAUUUUAUGUUUUUUAACCAUAAAAAUGGCCAUUUUGGCAUAUUCUCAGACACUGAGAAUUUACUGGAAAAUCUUUUAAAAAAAUACAGUAUAACCGCUAUUGAGGGAAAUUUUUGUUUUUUCCUGUUUUCUCACAUACCUCCUUACCAAGGUGUGACAUUUGUGAUACCUUAGCUCAUACUUUGAGAUACUUUACAUGGCUCCUUAAUUUCAGCCUCUUGUGCUUUUGAAACUAGCAGCGUUCACAUCUUUGAACUCAGUGCAUUAAUGAUCACUUCUUGA
This is a messenger RNA of Peromyscus eremicus (cactus mouse), 4107 nucleotides long. RefSeq names its product transcription factor like 5 (gene Tcfl5). Gene Ontology annotation, cellular component: nucleus. The record is from RefSeq and is a predicted model, not a curated record. Gene Ontology annotation, molecular function: RNA polymerase II cis-regulatory region sequence-specific DNA binding; DNA-binding transcription factor activity, RNA polymerase II-specific; protein dimerization activity. The coding region runs from base 1 to 1581 and encodes 526 amino acids. Lineage: Eukaryota; Metazoa; Chordata; Mammalia; Rodentia; Cricetidae. The transcript has 6 exons. Gene Ontology annotation, biological process: regulation of DNA-templated transcription; spermatogenesis.